Molecule: messenger RNA, 919 nt
Organism: Colletotrichum navitas
Lineage: Eukaryota; Fungi; Ascomycota; Sordariomycetes; Glomerellales; Glomerellaceae
Exons: 1
Coding region: 167-811 (214 amino acids)
Source: RefSeq, a predicted model, not a curated record
ACCAAGCCCUUGUUUCUCCCGUCGUAGCAUCGCUCACGUGUCGGUGACGACUGCAACUGGACGCCCAUGACCCCUAUCAGAUCGCCUUGUCUCGAAUAUCCCCACCAUCGCCUGCGGACAGGUCCCCUCGCAUCGCUGACUGCCUCGAACGCCAAAUCGAUUUCACAUGUCAGAUGCGUCUGGUUCCCCACCCUGUCUGUCAGUUUCCGCUAUCACCAUCGUCCAACCAGCUUGUGUCACUGGCGGAUAUCUCCAGACCAACCCAGCUUAUAGCAAUGGACGGGCGGAGAGGAGAGCUCAGCUCUCUCCUCCUCUCCUCCCCCUCCGUCCCAUGCCUGCCUGCGCGCUACCCAAAACCGCGAAACGCGAGCAGCUGCGAGCCACAAUUAAACGUAUAUCCACCGCAUUCAGGGAGAGGGUGUGCUGUAGAGGCGGGAAGCACCGGAUUGGUGGUGAUCAUCUUUAUUCUCUCUACACAGCAACCUCGAGAGCUCGUCUUCCUCUCCCAAUGUCCUCCGCCCCCAGGCAACGGCACCAACACUACCAACACGCACCAAGCCAGCCAAGAAAGGCACGCCAUAGCACCCAAACAGGGGGUGGGCAACUGUGUAUCCCCCAAUCACACGCCAGUGAGGCUAGGCGGCAAGCUAAAGAAAGGAGCCGCUGGACUUUUUUGAGAAGUGCAACGCUUAGGACUAGCCCCCCCUCGAGAUGGUGUGCUGACCGCGACCCCUGCCAUCCCUCCACCCCUCUCCCCAUUGGCGCGGGCGACGUUGCUGUGGUCGGGAAACGGAUCUGGAGAGACGGAUAACCCUCGGAUAGACACACAUGCGCACUCACACACCGACACCUCAGUCCACUUCGGGUUGGAGCUCGAAGCCGCUUAGGCUUGGUGAUGGAGACCUCAUCAUCUCCCCGC